GUCUUCAAGUAACUCUCUGCUUACUCCAAUAACUACAACUGCAACAAUUUCACAACUGCAACUGUUGUGAGAAUGAGUGACAGUUAGUAUCCGCUGAAAGCUUUCCAGUUCUAGUUUUUCUUGGUAUUAACACAGACGUCUAAGCCAUCCCAAGUCAUGGAGACAUCAUAUCUGCUAGUGACCUCUUAUGUUCUCUUGAUGUUCUGUCUUGGACUCAGCCAUGAGAGUACGAGACAGCGUAGGCAAGACAGUUUUGACAGCUGUCAAACGCCUAGUGGGUCGCCUGGCCGUUGCAUCAAUAUUAGGAACUGUUCCGAAUUAUUGGAGCUGCUGGUGAAAAAUGAACAGAUACCGCACAUAAGGUCUUCUCAGUGUGGGUUCGAGAACACGGAUCCCAAAGUGUGCUGUCCCUCUGGUACUUCCAGUAGAAGCGUUGUACUUCCAGGACGUGAAAUAUGUGGUUUGUCUCGCGCCAACGGUCGAAGAGUAGUCAAUGGACAUCCAGCAGAACUCGGUGCGUGGCCUUGGAUGGCGGCUCUGGGGUACAGGUCACCGAAGAAGCCAUUGGAAUGGCUCUGUGGAGGCUCUUUGAUCUCUGACAGAUAUGUGGUCACAGCUGCUCACUGCAUCACCAACACUGGCGACAGCUCCUUGUACGUGGUAAGGCUAGGUGAUCUGGACCUGGACGACACGGUGGCAGACGGAGCAUCUCCCAUUGAUGUACCAGUAGAGCGAGUCAUUGCAUACGAUAACUAUAAUAUUACUACACAUUCAGGAGACAUUGGUCUGGUGAAACUCAAAAACCGAGUUCAAUAUACGACUCUCAUUCGUCCCAUCUGUCUGCCAGAAUCUGACACCUUUGGUUCUUCCAGCCUGGUCGGAGAAUCCUGUGAUAUUACGGGGUGGGGAAGAACGGCUUAUG
Homalodisca vitripennis (glassy-winged sharpshooter) is the source of this 922-nucleotide messenger RNA. Its product is annotated as venom protease-like. Lineage: Eukaryota; Metazoa; Arthropoda; Insecta; Hemiptera; Cicadellidae. The record is from RefSeq and is a predicted model, not a curated record. Gene Ontology annotation, biological process: proteolysis. Gene Ontology annotation, molecular function: serine-type endopeptidase activity.